Molecule: messenger RNA, 1448 nt
Organism: Fusarium vanettenii 77-13-4
Lineage: Eukaryota; Fungi; Ascomycota; Sordariomycetes; Hypocreales; Nectriaceae
Exons: 4
Coding region: 119-1267 (382 amino acids)
Biological process (GO): ergosterol biosynthetic process
Cellular component (GO): endoplasmic reticulum
Molecular function (GO): sterol 24-C-methyltransferase activity
Source: RefSeq, a predicted model, not a curated record
CUAACUCUGAGUUUUUUCAAUUGAUUGACUUUUGAUCGCCCUCUCAACCCUUUUAAUCUUUCUCUUGCUUGUCAGCUGUUGUUUUUCCUCCCUUUCAACCUUCUCUCCCACAUUCAACAUGGUUGCUUCAUCGACCGCCUCCAACCUCGAGCGCGAGGACCACAAGCGCGAUGCCGAGUUCAACAAGGCCAUGCACGGCUCCUCUGCUCAGGCUCGAGGUGGUGUCGCUGCCAUGUUCCGAAAGGGCGGUUCUGCCAAGCAGGCCGCUGUCGACGAGUACUUCAAGCACUGGGACAACAAGCCCGCUGAGAACGAGACUGCUGAGGAGCGCGCUGCCCGUACCGCCGAGUACGCCACUUUGACACGACACUACUACAACCUCGCGACCGAUCUAUACGAGUACGGCUGGGGCCAGUCCUUCCACUUCUGCCGAUACUCACUUGGCGAGCCUUUCUACCAGGCCAUCGCCCGUCAUGAGCACUACCUCGCCCACCACAUCGGCAUCAAGGAAGGUAUGAAGGUCCUUGAUGUCGGCUGCGGUGUUGGCGGCCCCGCUCGUGAGAUCGCCAAGUUCACCGGCGCUCACAUCACUGGCCUGAACAACAACGACUACCAGAUCGAGCGUGCUACCCACUACGCCUUCAAGGAGGGUCUGUCCAACCAGCUCACCUUUGUCAAGGGUGACUUCAUGCAAAUGUCUUUCCCUGACAACAGCUUCGAUGCCGUCUACGCUAUCGAGGCUACUGUCCAUGCCCCUACUCUCAAGGGCAUCUACAGCGAGAUCUUCCGUGUCCUCAAGCCCGGUGGUGUCUUUGGUGUUUACGAGUGGCUCAUGACCGACGACUACGACAACGACAACCUCCACCACCGUGAGAUCCGACUGGGUAUCGAGCAGGGUGAUGGUAUCUCCAACAUGUGCAAGAUCUCUGAGGGUAUUGCCGCCAUCCACGACUCUGGCUUUGAGAUGCUGCACCACGAGGAUCUGGCAGACCGCCCUGACCCCCUUCCCUGGUACUGGCCUCUGGCUGGUGAGCUCCGCUACAUCCAGUCCGUUGGUGAUAUCUUCACCAUUGUCCGCAUGACCACCUGGGGCCGAACUAUUGCCCACGGCCUGGCUGGUGUCCUCGAGACUCUGCGACUCGCUCCCCCCGGCACCAAGAAGACUGCCGACAGUCUCGCCCUGGCUGCCGACUGCCUGGUCGCCGGUGCCAAGGAGCACCUCUUCACCCCCAUGUACCUCAUGGUGGCCCGCAAGCCUGCUGCGUAAAGUGAUGGGCUUCAAAUCAAAAUUCAAUAGAAAAGACAAUUGUGAGGGUCGAAAAAGCAGCAUGUGCUGGCUGAUGAUGCAUUCAUGAAGGGGGCCGGCCUCAGAUAUAAAGGAAUUGAGAAAGGCAGAGGAGUUGGGGGCAUUACUGGUAUUUAAUAAUAAUAUUCCAAUGUUAAACAUC